Messenger RNA from Paramecium tetraurelia, 1101 nucleotides. RefSeq lists its product as uncharacterized. The transcript has 5 exons. The record is from RefSeq and is a predicted model, not a curated record. Lineage: Eukaryota; Ciliophora; Oligohymenophorea; Peniculida; Parameciidae.
AUGUAAAGCUAAUUCCCUAGUUAAUACCCCUAAUUUGAUGAUUUAGAGGAAAUAAGAUAGUUCAUAACAAGCAAAACAAAUGCUAUUGAUCUCGGCCUUCAGAUGCCACCCUACUUGUCAUCCUUUUACUAGCCAUUGAGAAAGCAAACUUUUUAAAAUUAUUUAGCUGCCAAAGUAAGCGAUCCAAAUUAGAGGAAGCAGGCAAUCUACAAAUACAUUCAAUUAGUCGAUAUCGAAAUAUUGAGUUUAUUUUCUGAAUAGAUCAUUAAGCCCUAUUAGAAUUUGAUAUUGGUGAGACACUACGGGAUUCCUUAAGAUUUGGAUGUGGAGAAACUAAAAUUGGACAAUAAGACAUUGGGGGCAUUGAAUGAUUUGGCUAGUUCCAUAGCAUAGUGGAAUCUUUAAAUUGAAAUAGCUGUCGACAAUAUUACGAGAGUUCAGUUGUACGACCUUUGGAAUCCAACAGGAAAGAUUAAGGAGGCCUAAUUGACAGCUGAAAUCAAGGGAAUUCUCAGUCCAUAAGAUGAUUUUGAUUUUAAGACCUAUUCAAAACAUAUAUUAAUAAGAUUGUUGGCUUAGGGAGCAGACAAAUUUGGAAAGUAUUUAUAUUCAAAUGGUUUAUCUGAAUCAAAUUUGUCAUAUGGUGCAGCCUUAGUGAUAUAUCACACCUUGGUUGGGAAGUCCGCUUUGCCAUGGAAUGUCAUAAUCCCUAAUGUCUCAUUAAAGUGGCUGUUUGGUGGAUUGGUUGGAUCUUUAGCUUUGGGUAAGGUUUCAACGUAUUUGGAGAAAUGUGAUUAGGUGUAAUAGUUAAGUGGAUGUGCAGAGGUGUUUUAAGAGAUUACAAGUUUUCUGAUUAAUUUCAAUGAAACCAUAUCUGUUGCAAUAAGUGAAGUAUUACUGACAGUGAAUGAAGAAUAAGAGAAAUAGAAGAAAUAAAAUUUGGGUAAUCUGAUUGAUUAAUUCCUUGAAUCGCCAGAAUCGAUUAAGGAUGGUUAGACUGAAAUAAUUACUUGCGAGGAUAUUAUUAAACAUGAAUAGGAUGAGUGGCAAAUAAUUUAAUGAUUAUUAUAUAUGCAAAAUAAUUUAAAUACUGUUAUUAUA